CAGAGUGUCGACCUAAAGAUGUACUUUCAUCUGACUGACAUCACAUUCAUCCCGGACGAGGCAAUACAAAAAGUUAUUGAUCAGUAUUAUAGUAAUACAUCUACCCUGGAAUUACCGGAUGCUGGCGAAAUCGCCCAACAAGUGAAGAAAAAUGCCCCCAAAGGCUUGCUCAAUCGCUCGUUGUUGAAGCGAUUGUGCCAAGCGCCUGCUUGUUUCGCGGAUCCGAAUUUUUGGUCUAUUUCUGGUUUUGACAGGCGUUUCCGGUGGUUUGAUCAUCAUUUGUCCUUUUCUGGUGGCGAGCUUCACUUGUAUGCCACAUCCUCUUCCGUAAAUUCAACGCGAACGGUGGAACAACAAGAAGAUUUUGUCACUUGUGAUGAUGUUGUCCGACAACAACGCAUCGAUUCAGUGGUGAACGCGGUGAUGAACAAUCUCCUGCCGACAUUGGAUCCGGAGCCAGAGCUUGAUCUGUCCACGGUUGGUGACCACACCGAUUUGUUACGCUGUUUGGAGAAAUUUAUCAUCGAAGGCCGAUUCACGGGUCGCACUGUGGAGGAAAUCAAAGCCACCCUCGGUGAUACGGAGGAACUGGCUCACGUCUUUAAUGUUUUGCUGAAUACCAAAAUGGUUUUCUGGCUCGGUAGCACCGUUUCACGUUUUGUGCACCUUCGAUACCUCCGACUUUGGGUUAUCCAUCUGAAAUCCAAUCGCACGGUGACUUCGAAGUCGAUCACUACCAACCACGUAGAUGACAUGCCUAUCGAACCUGCAGAGAAGCGUCCAAGGAUGUUUCCCGAAUCGACGGAGGUGGCGGAACCAACUCCUCCUCCUCCUAUUCCUCCAUCAUCUCCCGAUCGACCGGUGGAUAUCAAAGGCAAUCUGGAUCCAGGUGAACACACUUUCGAAGAGGAACUGGCCUCAAAGCAUGAAAUCGAAGACCUGGGUUACUUUUUCCCCGAGUGUUGGUACGCCGAAGACGGACGUCCGAAACCGAGAUAUUUUUGUGGUUUUCUCCAAGGCCUGAUCUCCCGCUUGACCGAUUCUUCCGGAGUCACUUUGUCCCACUUCGCCAUGGAACACCAAUGGCUGUUUGGGCCACAGGCCGUGAGACGUUUGGUAUUUUUAAUGGAAGAUACCGACCAUCGCUUUUCCUUGGUCGUGUCACCGAUACCCUUUUGCUUGAGCCAGGCCUAG
Dicrocoelium dendriticum is the source of this 1194-nucleotide messenger RNA. The record is from the annotation of a GenBank genome assembly. NCBI's taxonomy places the organism in Eukaryota, Metazoa, Platyhelminthes, Trematoda, Plagiorchiida, Dicrocoeliidae.